UGAACUAACCAGGGUAACAUGCGCAGAACGAAUAAUAACUGUCGUAUGCCGGAUGUUUAAUAGCACGACAUCUGUACUUUGUAUGUUACACUGAUUUAAAAGUUAGGUUAACUUCCUUUUUUCCGGUCCGAAAAACCGUGAGCACUCACCUUCAAGAUGGUGAAGAUUAUGAAACAGGGAAAAGUCGUAUUGGUCCUUAGUGGCCGAUACGCUGGGAGAAAAGCCGUUGUAGUACGUAAUUAUGAUGAUGGUACUACAGAAAAGCAAUAUGGACAUGCCAUGGUUGCAGGCAUUGACCGAUACCCACGCAAAGUGCAUAAAAGAAUGGGUAAAGCAAAGAUUCAUAAACGUUCCAAGAUCAAGCCAUUUGUGAAAGUUCUGAAUUAUAAUCACUUAAUGCCAACAAGAUACACUGUAGAUCUGCAUUGGGAUAAAGUAACUCCUAAAGAUCUUAAAGACCCAAUGAAACGCAAAAAGGUUCGAUUUCAGACGAGAGUUAAAUUUGAGGAAAAGUACAAAUCUGGUAAAAACAAAUGGUUUUUCCAAAAGUUACGGUUCUAA
This is a messenger RNA of Osmia lignaria (orchard mason bee), 561 nucleotides long. It is a transcript of the gene RpL27, whose product is annotated as ribosomal protein L27. The record is from RefSeq and is a predicted model, not a curated record. Gene Ontology annotation, cellular component: ribosome. Gene Ontology annotation, biological process: translation. Lineage: Eukaryota; Metazoa; Arthropoda; Insecta; Hymenoptera; Megachilidae. Gene Ontology annotation, molecular function: structural constituent of ribosome.